AUGUUUGAUCCCGAGAAGGAAGGAAGGCCUCCAGGCCAGACUACAGGGCGAAGCUUGACUGGGUCUAAUCAGAUCCCCAGCCUAGGGAGAAAAGGUGCUCCAAAAAAGUCUCUUGGGGCAAAGGCGGCUUCCUUCACACAAGGGCAGCAGCCCCGGACUGACUCCCAGAUGGGCUUGCCCGGAAAAGGGCCCAGCAAUCGCGGCUGCUGUCAGGAGAGCGGGAGAGUUAACUCUCCGGCAGCCUCUCCGGCUUCGCCGGCAUUGACAAGAUCGGGCAAGCCAGCCUUCCACUUGGGUGCGCUUGCAGACGGCAGCCCACCCAGCCCGGCUACUUCCAAUAAAAGCGGGCGCGGGGCGCGGGGGGGGGGGAGAGACCCUGACAAGGUCGUUCAGCAACUAGGCCGCUUCUUUCAGUUUCGCCUCUUGAUUGCUGUUUAUUACUCAGUAUUUACUUCUCGGCUGCUCCCCGCCCCCCUCCCCUCUUUUUGUUUUGAUGACACACGUGCGAGGAGGGGGAGGAGGGGUGGAGGUCAACCACAGGUGGAUCUGCCCCAAGGCUUCUCCCGUGCCCCCCCCCCACCCGCCAGGGCGCAGCAGCGGGAAAAAAAAUUAACAACAACAAGAAAUCCCUCUUGUGCCCGGGCCGUUGGGGCCCUCCGGGGAGGAGGCGGCGGCCCUGGAACGGAGCUGAGCAAACCUUGGAGACGCAAGGCCGGAGAAGGGAAAGCGGGAAACGGGGGUGUCUUCCAGCCCUGCUCCAACCGUCGCUCUUUAGCGCGGAAACGGCGAGUUUGGCGAGCAACCUCCCAGCGCGGGGUUGCCGCUGAAUGCUCGCGCCUUUUGCGCCGGCGGCUCCUGGGGGCACAGCAGACCUGCCUCCCUUCCCCACCGGCUGGCCUCGCGUGGCCCCCGAGGGAAAAGCCAGGGUCGCCCGGUGCCCAGCGCUCGCCUUGGCUCGUAGCCAGCGCCUCGGCGCGACCAUCGAGGAGGCUCUCUGGUCGCCAGGCCAGGACCGGCUCCAGCGGGCCCCGGCGGGGAAAGCGGAGGCCGCCGCAGCGGGGAGCGGUGCUGUGCCCAGGGUCGCUUCCCCCGCCGAGGCUGAUCUGGUUAAGAGUUGCCGGCUCGUUGGCAGGAGGUAAUUAGCCAGAUGAGAAAGGCUACUGCCGACCGCUGAUUCCCUGACCGCGAGCGGCAAGGUUGAAAUCAUUUUGCCCGUGCGUGUUUCUUGCUUCGUUUGGUUUUGUGAACCGGGCUUUCUGAGCGAGUCCCGAUUGUCGCAGGAGAGCUCUUCGGCGCACGAAGGAAAGGCAAAAGGUACGUUCCCGGGAAUGGACUUUCCACGCCUGCCACCCGGUCUGAGACCCCGGGUCAGCGCCUUUGCAAUCCAAGGCUCCCAGUAGACGCGAGAGCAAAUCGGAAUGUAAAACAGAUGUUGGCCGAAACCAGCUUCGGAAUGUAUACCGGUACAUCUAGAUAAAGGGCAAAAAUAUGUAGAUUUCCCAGCUUUUCUUUGAUGCUUGAAUACGUUUUACUCGAGAACUAAAACGCGGGAAAGGGCUAGAAAAGCGUGCACACCUGAAAUGUUCGCGCCUAGAACGUCCCCUAGCAAUGGAGGUGGGGAGCACGGUGCCACUUCAGAGAGUGGAUUUAUGGCAGUGGUCUUAAAAAUAUCGCUGUGGUUUGCAUUGGGCGAUCUGACAGCAGUGUGCACUACAACCCUAGAACUGAGAAGUGACUUUGGAGGGAGUCUACAUCAACUUCUUCCCGGUGCAGGUUUUGUGUUACUUUAAAAAAAAAAAGAGGAUUAAGAUUAUGCUAUAUACAUUCUGACCUGCUAAUGAUGGUCCACUUUCCAGAAUCGUUGAAAGUCAGUUGGCAUACAAGUUUAAAUAAUAAUAUUUAUUUAAUUAUAUUUAAUAACAACAAUAAUUCUUUCUCCUUAUGUAACAAAAGUGGGAGGAACACCCUCUUCCCCACACCUAUAUGUUGAGAAUGAAUUAAAAGAAUGGGUUGGGCCAUCGUUUUGGAGAAAAAAAAAAUAAAAGUAUUUUUUCUCAUCAAUUUCUACCAUUGUAAGGGAGGAGGAUUCAUAAUCCUUUCAGAAGGAUUAUGAAUCCUAUUUAGUUUGCAAUCUUUUAAAGUUAAAAUUCUUACAUGGGAGCAAACAGUACUGAGACUGUGAUCUUUGUCUAUAUAAACAAGCAAUGGGCUGAAUUGUACAUUCAGACAGAAGUUCAAUCUAUGUAAAGCAGCGGAUUUGAUUUGCUCUAAAAUCCUGCCUGAAUUUUGCAGUUUGUCAAACCCCACAUUUUCUGUUAAUUGAAAAGGAGGGGGGGAAAGUGUUUUGUAAAUAAAAGCUAUUUUUGUAAACGAAUUUAGAAAAAAUAAGUCUACUGGAAGUCAACAGUGCCAUCCCUGAAUAAAAAUAAUUUUCGAUAAGGAAUUAAAGGAUAAGGAAUUUUCGAUAAGGAAUUAAAAGGAGAACUACUCAUCAAAUGGGUAAAGCCUAGUUAAAUAGUGUUGUUUGGAAACUGACAAUAGUGUUGUUUAUUGAUUAGAAUCUAGUGUGGUCAGAAUUUGGUGUGGUGUACCAUUUAAUUAUAUUUUCUAAAACAUAUGUUACUGAUGGAAAAUAGUUUUUCUGUGGGGGAAAAAAACUAUUUUUGGAUUUCACAUGAGAACCUGAUAGCAUCUCUAGCCCACUCCCAGUAUGCACCACCCAGUCUCCAAUUCACACAUUUCCUCAACUGUAAAAAACUCAAAAGUAUUUUCCACUUACUUCUUAGACCAUUUUACUGUAAUUUUGUCUCUUCAAAUUUGAAUCUUCGGGUUUAAUAUAAUCUAUCCCCAAAUAAGAACGUUGCUAAGAAGAUCACAUCUGACUGAACUCGGGCAUCGUUCAAACUGCCAAGGUAAUUUUUAUUCACAACAAUAACUGCACCCGAGAGGUAUUCACACACAGGCAAGUGGUGUCUAAAAUGGGGAUGGAGAACAGUGCCAAGGAUAGAAAAUCUAGUGUGUGUGAAAGGAAAAAAAAGAAGCCAGAAAGUUUUAGGCUUUCUUCUCCUCCUUCCUCAACAUUAAGCCCUAAGGAUUUAAUUUUAUAAUCGGCUGAUGAGGAAAUAUCAAAAGAUUCCUUGAUUUUUCUUGAAGGGGUAAAUUUAAAAAUUUUGAGUGCAGGUGCUAUUCCCGAACACUUUUUCUGUGGCUUUUCUUUCUCUCUCCCUCCUUCUCUCCCUUUAGUUUUUACAUUCAACUGCUCAGAGAGUGAGGGCGCAGUUCCAUGUUUCAGAGACCCCCAGUGAUUCUUCCAUAAAGCACUUUGAAAACGUUUCAAAUUGGACAAACGUUUGGGGAAUCCAGGGGGCAGGGGGAAUUUUAAAGGUGUGAGAAGCUGACACCUUCCUGUUUGGCUUUCUAGUGAAAUCAAGCAAGAGAAAGGCAGCCUGGCCCCAGGGAGAGCUUGAACGAUCUCCACUCAAAUGCCUAUGGUCACAAUCCAAUCGGUUCUUCUUUGGCUUAGAGGCCUAUCUGAUGGGACAGCCUCCCCCCCACUUCACACACCCCCCCCCCGCGCAACACGACCUUACAGGGGCUUACUCUGAAUGGCCGUUUAGCCCUCAAAUGGGACCAGGAGCCUAAUGAGGCUAGGCCACGGGUAGGCAACCUUGGCUCUUUUUAUGACUCGUAGACUUCAACUCCCAGAAUUCCUGAGCCAGCCAUAAAAGAACCAAGGUUGCCGACCCCUAGGCUAGGCCGAGUGCCCUUUCUUUCCACGAGGAGAGGUCCCUGCUUCGCUUCUGGGCCAGGUUUAGGGGGUGCUGGAGACCGACGAUUUCUUCCCUGUCCUAACAGCAAGUCAGAAAAAGGACCGGCGCUCGCUCAGAAGCGAGUUUGCCGGAGACCAGACCAGGCCAGGCCAGGAUGGCUCCCAUCUGCGGCCUAUCAGGGAGCGCGAGAGAGACAGGGUUUUCUGGCCAUUAAUCUCAUUUAAUGAACCGAUAGCUGAAAGUCUCCUGAGGGAGAAGGAACGGUGAAACUUAGGAGGGGGAAAGGGCGCGCCCGGAGACGUGCUUCUGCAGCAACCCCCGUGGCAGGGCCGGAGCGAUCGGCCUUGACUCACUUAAGUCAGAUUCAUAAGUGGCGCAGACGCAGGAGCCCAGCAAGGAGGACUGGGAAGGGGGGGACGGGUAGGCAGGAAGAGGGAAAGGCCGCAAGCAGAUAAAAAGCAGAAUCUAAGUUUAACCGCAUUCAAAGACCGCAGAACCAGAUACUGCCAAAGGGAGAAAUGCGGGAGGUGGGGAAAGAGAAAUGGCGAAGAAGCUUUAACAUCCGGGACGCGCGGGUGUCCCUGCCGAAAGGGGAUCUAUUUCCCAAGAAGUGGAUUUAGGGAGCCACACAGUCUCCUGGCUCGCAAGACUGGCGACAAAGGGGAAGUGGGGGCGCUCUUCGCCUCUCCCCAGCCACAUUUCAACGUAUUCCAUAAGUCUCCCCCAAACCUCCUGGCUCUUCCUCCAGAACAAACUUCUGAAGAGGAGUGGGGGAACCCAGGCACGUACACGGGUUUGCGCGUCGUGGAAAAGAAAUGCCAAGAAUGGGUCUACUUCGACCGAAACCGGUUAUUCUCGUCGGUUCCUUCUCGUCGUCUGCGCAGGGAGGUGGCCUCCGCAGCCGCUAGGGAGUCGAAGGGCGCGCAAAGACACCCGGUUGGCAAAUCUCUCGGCGUCACCCGAGAAAAAUGCCCCAAGAAUUCCAGCGAGGAUCCCGAGAGGAAGAUUGGCCCUCGCGGCCCCUUGCAGAAGAGAAAGCCAGAGGAGAGGAAGGGAAUUGGGCGCCUAAUGGCCAAGAACCUCCCAGCCUUCUCCCGGGGGGGGGGUCCUGGGAAGCGCCCCUCCUCCCCCCACGUUCAGGGCAGGCAGUCCUUCUCCCCGGCAAAGGUGCAAAACGCAGCCAGACAUUAAUUGCGAGCUUCGAAAAGCGAAAGCAGCUUAUUAGACGUGCUGAGAAGAGCAGCAGCCAACUCGAGUUACCGCUUUCCUAUUAAAGAGGGUUUUUAUUGGCGAAAAUGUUUUGUUAUUUUCCUCGCCCCCCUCCCGUUCUCUCCCCCUUCGCGAUUGCACUUAGCCCCAACUAGAAGGGAGAGAAGGCAAAAGAACAUCGGCCAGCCUAGAAGGUGGCCCUGUCCUGUCUGAAGGCCUGGGCCGCUUCCUUGGCCUGGGGCAGGGGUAGGCAAUUUAUGACUCAUGGACUUCAACUCCCAGAAUUCCUUAGCCAGCACAGGGAGUUGAAGUCCAUGGGUCAUAAAAGAGCCAAGGUUGCCUACCCCUGGCCUGGGGAAUUGAAGCCAAACGACGCUCUGAACCAGAUCGCCGACAAGCCCGGCUGCUGGGAAUAGCAGACUCCUUCGCGUCGUGUGAACCCAAACAGCUGGUUUUAGUGUAUGCUAAGGUUAUAGUUUGAAUCCAGAUUUAAUAACCAGAUGAAGAAUGUUGGGGGAGCGUUUAGAAGUCUAAAAAAAAAAAAAUUGCUGCAUUAGCUGCGUGCCACCAAAGUCAUUUCAGAGCAAUUCUUUGGAAGGAUGAGCCAAUUCCAGAAUGUAGGUCCGCUGCCCACUAGUUUGGCCACUUGUAGGAUGCCCGAAGCUUGCUUCAGGGGGCCCCUUUGGACGUAUGUCAUCAGACUCUCGCCCUAGUGGCUGCGACGAGACUCACUUCCUAGUUGUAAGUCGGAAAGCUGAUGCCACUUCUUUGUCCCAAAUGUUCCCAGACGCCUCCCCGCUUCUUUCAAAGCAGGCCUUCCGCCCCCGCUUGGCCCAAGAUUUUCGUUUGUGUUUUCUUGGGUUCUUUUUUUUUCUUUUUCCAAGACCCAAUAGCUGUUUGCUAGCAGAUUGAGUUAGUGGCUACUAACACGGAAAACCGGCUCAGGAAAGGAGAAGGCCCGGAGGCGGCCCCCGAACAUCCUUUCAAGCCCAAUUGCCGGGACCCCGGACUUCCAGGGAAGCUGAAGACCUCUCCAAGCAAAUGCGCGCUUCUUCCUGCUCCCGGUCUUCCUUGGCGCCCUCUCUGUCCCUCUUUCUCUCUCUCUCUCCCUCUCCCUCUGCCCCAAGUCGGCCGCUCUCCUGCGAAAACUUGCUUGUCUGCCGACGGGAGGCUUUUUUUUCCUUGGGUUCUUGCGCCUGCAGAGUUAAGUGGCCAAGGGAGGCCUUUGCAGCCGUUGUGUGGGAGGAGAGAGAGAGAGAGAGAGAGCAAGAAACGCAGGCGAACUAAUGUUUUUUUGUCUUCCUUUCUUUGACUGCCAAGCGUCUUUCUUUGGGAAUGGAGGAUUUCUUCCCUUUCUCGAUCCACCGCCCCCCCCCCCCUUUAACAAACAGAUUUGUUUCAACUUGGGUGGGCAGAAAGGAGAACCGCUUGUGAGGCCCAGAGCAACCUUUACCUGCUGGAGCCUUUCACCUUUGGCUCCGCGGGAGGCAGAUGGGGCGGGCCAAGAGCCGCGCUUGAUGUGCGGCCCCUGCCCCCGAAGAAAGCCCGCCGCCCUCAUUGCUCUCAACUGCUUUUUUAAAUUGGCAGAAUUUCUGCCUUUCCCGGUUUCCACCUCCUGCCAGGAAAACCCACUCCUUUGCAGCGAUUCAGUCUCCGCGGGGCAGCGAAGUUGCGCCUGCGCUGAAGGUCCUAAGCUCUCCAGUCCUGACCUUUAGAGAUGUCUACGACUGCGUUAAAAGUGACCCCCUGCUCUGUCUGCGGGACCGGCUUUCGUUUUGUCUUUCCGACCGACCGGGAGAAAGGAGGCGACCGGCAAGGUUGAUCUCAUGCUUCCGAAAAUCCAUCCGUCUCACCCGUCCGUCCCGGGGGCCUCCAGACUCCUUCCUAAUCACCUAUUAGUUUCAGUUUAGGGGUGAGGGCGAGCGGGCAGGUGUCGAAUAUCACCCUUUAAAAUGAUGCGGAAUCUUGUAGGGCAGCUGUGCCCCCCCCCUCUUCUGCCCGGGCGCGUCAUCUAGAUGUGGGAAACUCAUUCGCCCCUAGGCUUGCUGCGAUUGAUGGAAACUGUAGUCCAAGGCGUCAGGAAAGGAUGCCCGUCGAGGAAUAGGUGCUUCAGGGUUGUCUUCUACAGGAAGCGUCUCCUUGGGGUUUUUUGUUUUUCAUUCGCCCCCGCCGCCUUCUGUUACAUUUAUUGAAAGCCCGGGAGGGGUGGGGUGGGGGUUCCAACCCCGAAAGCAAGAGAUCUAACCAGGCCAGCGAAGAGAGGCGCUUGGAGGAGAAGAAGGAAGGCCAGGCGAUUGGAGAAUCCUGUUGCCAGACAAGGCCUCAGUUCAGAUGGGCGGGAUGGAAGGCCAUUUGGGCAUUUUGUGGGACUUCUGGAUUGUGCAAGGCAGCCUUCCUCAUCCUCCGCCUUUGGAAGAGCGGCCCACAAAAGCACCCGGGGAACAAACUGUUCCUCCGGCGGGCGGGCGGAGCACCCCACCCUGCGGGAAAGAGACCAGCUAAUCCCAGCCAGAGCCUCUCCCUUCCCCUCCAACGUUCAUUUCGGGGGUUUGCCCUGUCUGGCGGGGUGCGUAUCGUUUUGGCACCGGCGGCGGCCGAGUAAACCGAAGAUGGAGCCCGUCCCAGCUAUGAACCUCCAUCUGGCAGCUUCCUGGUCCCGCGGGCGGUGCAAGAGCCUCCGGCACAUCCCGUGGGGGGGGGGGAGGGUUGGGCACAUCAGACCCGUUAAGACUUUCCUAUCGGGGCUGGGAAGGAGCCGGGGACAGCCGAGGGCAUCUCGGCCAGCGGCCGGGAUGAAGUCCCGGUUUGGAUGGGAUGAAGGGCGGCUCUUUCUUGUCCUCCACUAAGCUCCGCUUAGAGACAGGGCGCCUCCGCGCCGUUUGGUCGAAGCAAAACCCCACGAUGUAUCUGGAGAGCGGGUGGGGUGGGGUGGGGAGGGGGAAGGAAUAGGCAUAACCAGAGCGCUGCAGAGGCCAGUUGCAAUGAAGACCUGGCUUGACAUUUGCACUUGGAAUAGAAAAAUAUAAGGCGAUGGAACCGCGUUUUAUGGCAAGCCCUCCUGCCCCCCAAGACGGGCUAGCGCUGCCUGAAGGCGAGGCCCCUUUUUCUGCGCCUGGUUUUCUUAAGAGUUAAGGCGCCGUCGCAGUUAAGCUUCACCUCUCUCGUCAGGCGCAGCAGUUUUACUGGCCGGUCCGACCGCGGCUGGUUUCUUCGCUUCUCCGGCAGCCCCAUCUCGCCCAGACUAGGCAACCGGCGCAGGCGGCGUUGACGGCCGGGAUUUCAGCCCCGAAUCUCCGAGGCGCCGCAUCUAGGGCUGCCCCGCGGGUGGUGGCUCCCCCCGCAAACAGAACAGUCCCUUCCUUCUCAGUUUGCUUUAUAUCGGGAGCGAAAUUCGCUUCCUGCGGUCCCCGUUACACGGAGAGGCGGGGUGGCGACUAGGGCGGCUUGCCGUGCAACGCAUCUAGAUGCCCUGCGCAGCUUAGGCAGAGAGAGAGAGAGGGGGGGAAUAGAGGGGGCCUCGCGGACCGUCGGUGCUUCCCCCCCAAAACCCUUCGGCCAGGUCGGCGAUCAGGAAGCGGGGAGGGGAGAGGGCUGGCCAAGCGGCAAAGGUGGCUUUUCCGCCGGCCUCCUGCCAGCUGACCCGGUUGGGAACUGCAGGCUUUGAGGUGCCCUGGCGAGGGGUAGCACCGAGCUGACUGGACUUCCAGUCGACCCCCGGGAAGGCGCCGAAGGAACCGAAGAGGCAAGCGGCCCAAAGAGGAGGAGGAAGGGGAAGAGGAGGAGGAAGAGGAAGAGGAAGAAGAGGGAGGAGGAAGAAGAGGAAGAGGAACGGGAAGAAGAGGGAGGAGGAAGAAGAGGAAGAGGAGGAAGAUGAAGAAGAGGAGGGGGGAGGAAGAGGAGGAAAGCAGGGCCGCCCAAGCAUUUUGACCCCCCCCCGCGGGGGGGAGAAGGGGGGCAAAAGUAUCGGGGGUCCCUUUUCUCCGCUUGGGGAAUCUGGCCGGAUUGCGUCGUCUCUCUGUCUCUUUUCGCUUUUGCAGGGGUCCCUUUGGCGGGCGAUCCUGAGGCCGUUAAGCCUUCCUUGCAGGCGAAGACCAACCCGAAAGGCCAGCCGGGUCUGGGACGGGGACACCCCCACCCGCCCUGGCAAGCCCAGAGGGGGCUGCUGCUCGCUCUCGCCUGAGGAGCCAGAGCUCCGGUUCUGCCGGGUCCCCUUCCUUCCUUCCACCUGCGAGACGGGUAGCGAGACGGGGCCUGCCUUGCGGAAACAUCUGGUCCCAAUUGGGAGCCGCCGCCCCGGAAUACAGCACCAAGUUGUAACAUUCAAUCUGAAAGAUGUAUUUGGGAAAAUGUAGAACAUACAUUUUUAACAUACAAAAAUGUUUAUUUCUGUGGUCGGUUACUAUCCACUGAUUGCUUAGAAUAAUUAAAUUAGUCUCAUCACAGUAAAAGUUGAAGAAUUACAGGAUGCCUUUUCACUUAUGUUCUUGAACUGUUCUUUUGUAGGAUCACUUUGGUUUUUGUUGAGUUAGAUAUUUAUAAAUUAAAAACUGGGGGGGGGUUGUUUCUAAAAGUGGUCUUCAAUAAAGUGUUUGGAGAAAAAAAAAACAGAACUUACGUCAAAAGUGACACUGGGUUUCCAAUUGAGUUUCUGCUUUGCUUUGGUACAAUCGCCUUGUAGAAAAUCCUAUGGAAAA
Messenger RNA from Crotalus tigris (Tiger rattlesnake), 9673 nucleotides. RefSeq lists its product as uncharacterized. NCBI's taxonomy places the organism in Eukaryota, Metazoa, Chordata, Lepidosauria, Squamata, Viperidae. Bases 1 to 1143 code for a protein of 380 amino acids. The transcript has 5 exons. The record is from RefSeq and is a predicted model, not a curated record.